Molecule: messenger RNA, 1041 nt
Organism: Psilocybe cubensis
Lineage: Eukaryota; Fungi; Basidiomycota; Agaricomycetes; Agaricales; Agrocybaceae
Exons: 4
Coding region: 1-1041 (346 amino acids)
Biological process (GO): DNA replication checkpoint signaling; cellular response to ionizing radiation; mitotic intra-S DNA damage checkpoint signaling
Cellular component (GO): checkpoint clamp complex
Source: RefSeq, a predicted model, not a curated record
AUGUCUCCCGGAGUGCCCCAUAGCAGCAACGAGUCACGGUUAACAAUUGGACCAAAGACCAUGAAAGAUCUUCUCGAACAUUUUCCAGUAUCUAGAGGGGCGCGGUCGGAUCCCCAACUUGUAUGGACUUUCAACGAUGAUCAAGUCUCUCUCAGAAGUAUGGAAUCAGCUGUUGAUAGUCGUGGACGUGGCCAACUUUCUACGGAAAUUUCUAUAACCACCGAAGAAUUCGAUACGUACGAUCUUUACGAAGAGCCAACGACUAUAUCUUUCCACCUUCGCGAAUUCACUGCAACCAUAGCGUUCGCUGAUUCCAUGUCUUUUCCUAUGGAGGUGCGAUUUACAGAGCCAGCUGCCCCCUUGUUUAUCGACGUAGAAGGUGAUAUGCUUGAAGCACUUUUUGUGAUAUCAACGAGCAACGUGCCUGCAGGGGUAACCACGGCACAACAUCAUAGUCAAAGGUACAAUGCCAGGAAACGAGAGCGAGCACAAUCUACGUCUGAGACUCCGAGGUUCAAAAGACCAAUGAAGGCUGCUCAACCCAUAGGACCUGGGAAUGAUUAUAAUAAAUCCAGUUCUAGCUCCCGAGAAAAUUCUCAUAUGGACGGCUCAAUGCCACCUCCCUCGAUUAUACCUAACCGUGGAUCGUACAAUCUGCAGCCCCACAGUACAUCUCGUACUGCCGGCUCAUCCUCUGUAUACGAUAAACUGCGUGAAGUUAAAAAGGAACCGUUAUUUCUGCCGUCCUCCCAGAUGUCUGAGGCCAAUUUAGACGUUUUACAAUCAACUGGUCUAGGGCUUGAAAACAUGGACGCAGAAGAACUCACUGAGCUGCUUGAAGGAGAGGGCGAAGAAGUUGAUUUUUCCCAUAUAUCGCAGCAGCCUCCUGGAGAAUCCCAACACGCAGGGGGUAUCGGAGAAGGAGGCUUCGAUCACUCUAUGCAAGUCGAUCAGGAUGAUAGCUUUGAACUUGAGGGAUUGCCUGCUACCCAAGAACGAGAAAACGCGCACAAGACGUUUCAACCUCUUUUCGAUGAUUAA